Molecule: messenger RNA, 2306 nt
Organism: Ruditapes philippinarum (Manila clam)
Lineage: Eukaryota; Metazoa; Mollusca; Bivalvia; Venerida; Veneridae
Product: nucleolar protein 4-like
Exons: 11
Coding region: 268-2304 (678 amino acids)
Source: RefSeq, a predicted model, not a curated record
UAGGAAUCGUGACAAGCUUCUAGUUACUCCGAUUGCUCCAUUGCACGAGGCCCGCGUAGUCAUAGUAAUGGGAUUUUAGAAAAUAGGAUUUUCAUACUAGAAUCUCGCAUCGAUUCCACAGGCCGUCUCUGAAAUCACAACUGUCAACUUACUUAAGAAACAUUAAGCCUGUUGCGACUUUGUAUUGAAUACAAACUUAAUCUCAAAUUUUACAGUUUGAAAAGUUUUUUUUGUAGUUCAAUUUUAUUUUAUAUCUUGCAUUCCGUUAUGUUGGCCCUUGAUAAACAUGAUCAGGAAAGUCAAAGUGGAGUAACUAAUGGAAUAACUGACGCAAACAAAAAACAAAUGUUUGAUACAUUUCAAACAUGGGCGUUAAAAACGUACGGGGACAGUGGUAAAACAAAAACUGUGACAAGAAAGAAAUAUGAACGAAUAGUGCGCAUUCUGACUGGAGAUGAAGAGCCGAGUACGGAAAAUUCCAAAUUUCGGUUUUGGGUGAAGGCAAAAGGAUUUAAACUCGGUCCCGGGACAGUCAAAGGUCGUGUCCAGAAUGUUUUAUAUGUACCUGUGAAGACAACGUGUGAGCAGUCAAAUGUUGACCAUGUGAAGGAAUAUAAGCGUGUAGCGAUUGUCGAGGAAUUCUUUGACAUCAUCUACAGUGUACAUGUUGAGAUGGAUGGAAGAGGUGGCAAACAUGCCGGUCAAAAGAGAACAUAUAGAGCUAUAGCAGAAACAUAUUCAUUUUUGCCACGCGAAGCGGUGACAAGAUUUCUAAUGGCCUGUGCCGACUGUCAAAAACGAAUGCAUAUAGGAUCUGACGUAUCACCAAAACACAACAACAAUAACAACAAUAUAGAUAAAUCGCUGGUUCCCCGCAUGAAUAACAUAGCAGGACAACAGCCUCAGUUUAUUGACUAUAGCGUACCGAUAACUCAGACAUAUCUAAAUCACAUGCGAAAUAACGGUUAUCUCCCUUCCCACGACUAUAUGGUCGACGAGGAGAGCAUGUCGAGCAUCAACAGUGAAAUGAGCACAGAAACCAGCUCAUCUCCUCUUCGUGAGGGAACCAGUCCAAAGCCAGAAUCGAAAACAGACGUUACUCCUGUGAAAGAAAAUGGUACGUCAAGCCCUGUCCCUAAAUCAGUAACGCCCGUCCCUGCAGGAGAUGACUUUUUCCCAUUAAACAUGAGUAAUACACCAAACUCAUUAUCACCUGUAUCACGUGACGAGAGCAAAGGUCACCCGGAGAGAAAACGGAAGUACAGUGAUGAUGACAGCUUAGAGACCUCGUCUAAGGCUAGUGAAUCUGGCACCCUAGAUGAUUCUAUCGUGAAAGAUGACGAUGAUGACAACGAUGAUGAUGAUGAAGACAAGGUUCCACCAGGAUCUAACAUUGACCCGGAGAGACUUAAAUCUUUUAAUAUGUUUUGUCGUUUGUUUGUUGAUGAAAACUUGGACAGAAUGGUUCCGAUUUCUAAACAGCCGAAGGACAAAGUACAAGCUAUUCUCGACGCAUGUGAUAGACAGUUUCCGGAAUUUCACGAAAGGGCACGAAAAAGAAUACGGACAUAUCUGAAGUCUUGCCGUCGAAUGAGGAGAUCGAAGGAAAAUGGCUGGGAACCAUUGCGACCAACGCCGCCACAUUUGACGUCUGCGGCAGCAGAGAGCUAUCUUGCCCAGGCAUGCGAGAACGAGAGUAUCAAUGCCAAGAGAAUGAGGAUGGGGCUUGAGCCCUUACCAGCGAGUGCUAUGCCUAUCACACACCAUCCACCCGCUGUUGUAUCCACACUGUCUACACCACAGAAGACCAACUCAGCGCAACCCUCACCUCCCCCGCCCUCACGCUCAGAAAAUAAAGACAGUGGAAAGGAUCAAACUCGUGAAAAUAGCCAAUCGUUGCUAACCUCGACUGCGGCCACGCUUAGUCAUGACCGCCACACUCCUGUCACUGUAUCCACGGCAGACUUCAUCCGCCAUCCUCCUCCGCCAACAGCGUUUAGGCCACCUCCAGAAUUCCCGCCAUUUUUUGCUAACGGAAAUGGAUUAUUCCGUCCUGGUUUCCCGGGUUAUCAACAUCCGGCUCAUCACCAUCCACCUGUAUUACACAGCCCUAUUCAAGCAACAAGUCUGCAAAACGGUGAGCGUCCAACAGAUCUGAGCAUGAAAAAAUCCUCGUCGAAAAAUCAACUUAGUUCAAGUGAAAUAACAACAAUAAAACAACUAAUUUCCGGGUACAGAGAAUCUGCAGCGUUCUUGUACAGGUCGGCAGACGAACUAGAACAACUGUUACUUCAACAGAACUAGUU